Messenger RNA from Diospyros lotus (date-plum), 1221 nucleotides. RefSeq lists its product as uncharacterized. The record is from RefSeq and is a predicted model, not a curated record. The transcript is spliced from 3 exons. NCBI's taxonomy places the organism in Eukaryota, Viridiplantae, Streptophyta, Magnoliopsida, Ericales, Ebenaceae. Bases 231 to 890 code for a protein of 219 amino acids.
GUCUUUUGCUCCUUUUCACGCCAUAAAAAACCCCUCGACUCGACGCCAUUGGCCUCGUCCGUACGUUUCCUCGAGCACACAAAUCUUGAUUCCCCAUGGUUCAUUCCACUUAGCCGCCGGCACAAUUGUCGCCGGAAUCUGACCUUCUGACCGCUGGAGAAGAAUCGCCCUUGCGUCUGCUUUCUUGAGGAUUUCCAGCGAUCCAGUCCGAGGCGGCGGAGAUUGCGGAGAUGGGGAAGAAGCGGAAGUCGGUGUCCACCAGCCUCGACGAGGUCGAUCGAGCCAUGUACUCCACGUUUUGCAGCGCCGCGAACUCCCUCUCGCAGCUUUACACCCACGCCAUGAACCAGCAAAAGCUCACCUUUCAAGCUGGUGAACGCCACGGCCUGGAUAAACUUUACCACUGGAUUUUGAGGCAACAAGAGGGAGGAACAAGAAUAAAUACUGUGGAGAUACUCAGCUACCUGCAGACUGAACUUGAUUGUUGUGGAGAGGAUAUAUCAUUGUCACCCAGAGGACCACCCCAGAAUCAUAAUUCCCAGUCACAGCCUGCAAUACACUCAACAAGCUCAGGCUUCAUGGCCCCCUUGGGCUCAUCCGUCGCACCAAAUACCGUGCAGGGCUUUCGCAUGGAUCACUGCGAUCAGCAACCUAAGAACUAUGUCUUUUCUAACGCUCUGUCAAGCCCUGUCCGUAGGAGCCUUCAGAACUAUCAUAUAGCACAAGGAGGCUACCAUGGUAACAGUGGAAUUCAGGCUUUUGCAAAUGGAUUCAGGAACAAUGAACCCAACUUCACGCACCACCAGAACCGGGAUUCUAAUACUGGCAACUCUAACGAUUCCUCCAUGGACAUGCAUGCUGAUAGUCCCAGUCAUGAGUCUACAUACUGAAAAUUCUUUAUUAGUCGUGUCACGCAACUCACAAGCUUGCUCUCUGCGUGCUGGUCAGAAGCGUUAGCUUUUAGGGCAUUUGCUAGAAAAAAGAAGCAGAUAAUGGGAAUGGUUGCUUUGGUUGGCAAGUUUGUCAAGAAAAAUAGGUAACAUGUUUGUGGCUGCUUGCCUAGCUGCUGCAAUAUAAUUAGGAGCAAACCUAUCGAAUACACCGAUGUUCUAUCAUCAUUCUAUUGGUGUUUGGUCUUCUAUGUUGCAUGUAGUGUUAUUUUUCUUGUAGAUUUGAAUUGCUACUGUUUAUUGCAUCUUUCUUAAAAUUGAUAUUAUCUGA